CCACCAUUUUCAAAGGCCAUAGUUUGACAACUAUUACUCUUCCAAAUUGAUAGCAGCGUCUGCUUCUCUCUCCACCGCCUCCAAUUUUCCAUUUUCAAUAGGAGUUUUGGCGAUGUCGGAGAAAUUCUCAGCGACACUAAGGAUAGGGGAUUUGAAUGAUUACAUAGCUCCCUCCCAGGGCUGCGUCGUUUCCCUCAAUGCUAAUUCUACUCCUAGGAUCCCCCGGAAUGUGGGAAAAUCAGCUGGAGCUCUGAGCAAACCAGUAGUACAAAAUGAACCCGUCAAAAUUUCUCUCAAAGAUUGCUUGGCUUGCAGCGGGUGCAUUACAUCAGCAGAAACAGUCAUGCUUGAGAAGCAGAGCUUAGAUGAGUUCCUUUCCAAUUUGGAAAAGGGAAGAACGGUUAUUGUCUCUGUAUCUCCCCAGUCUAGGGCCUCUCUCGCUGUUCAAUAUGGACUUUCUUCACUUCAGGUCUUCAGGAAGCUCACAACUUUAUUUAAGUCUCUGGGUGUGAAAGCUAUAUUUGAUACCAGCAGCAGUAGAGACUUGACCCUAAUAGAAUCUUGUAACGAGUUCAUGGUGCGAUACAAACAAUCCCAAAGUACAGGUAAUGGGGAGUCAAAGCCACCUUUGCCUAUGAUAUCUUCCGCAUGUCCAGGUUGGAUAUGCUACGCUGAGAAGACCCUUGGUUCUUACAUUCUUCCAUACAUUUCUUCAGUCAAGAGCCCCCAACAAACUAUUGGAGCAGUCGUUAAGAAUUAUUUAUGUCAAAAGCUAAGUGUAAGACCAGAGGAUAUAUAUCAUGUGACGGUAAUGCCAUGUUAUGACAAGAAACUCGAGGCUGCUCGUGAGGACUUUGUGUUUCAAGUGGAUACAGAUAGUGAAAAAAUUACGGAGGUUGAUUCAGUUCUGACAACAGGAGAGGUUUUGGAUUUGAUACAGUUAAAAGCAGUUAAUUUUCACUCCUUGGAAGAGUCACCCCUAGAUAAGUUGUUUGCCAAUAUCGAUGAGGAGGGCCAUCUUUAUGGGGUUCACGGAAGCUCUGGAGGAUAUGCAGAUACCAUUUAUCGUCAUGCUGCUAAAGUUCUCUUAAAUCAGGAAGUUAAAGGCCCUAUAGCAUUCAAGACUUUAAGGAACUCUGAUUUCCAAGAAGUGAGCCUAGAAGUGAAUGAUAAAUCAGUCCUGAAAUUUGCAUUAUGUUAUGGUUUCCGAAACCUGCAGAAUGUUGUCAGGAAAGUGAAAAUGGGAAAGUGUGACUACCAUUUCUUGGAGAUCAUGGCAUGCCCUUCAGGAUGCUUAAAUGGUGGUGGACAAAUAAAGCCACAGCCUGGGCAGUCAGGUAAAGAGUUGAUUCGGCUGUUGGAGACGGCUUAUGUAGAAGAUGUUGUCGUUGCUGAUCCUUUCAACAAUCCCAUCAUAAAAGGCCUAUACAAUGAGUGGCUUGAACAGCCUGGUUCAGAGAAAGCAAAGAGGUACUUGCAUACUGAAUAUCAUCCUGUAGUGAAAAGUAUCACUUCACAGUUGCAGAACUGGUGAGAAAUGCAAAAUAUCAGCUUUUAACCGGUUGGCGGAGUGUUCCCUUCUGCUGUUUUUCUGCAAGUGCAUCCGGAGAGGGUUUUGAUAUUACACUGCAUUGAUUCAAAGUGCUCGCAAUCUAUGUUCAGAGGGCAUGCACAACAAUUUUGGUCCUGAACGAGUUCAACCCAUACUGUAAAUAUGUUGUGUUUGUACUUGUGAAUUACACAGUAGUUUAGGUUGCAAUGCUAACAUAUUUGCCCCAUCUAGAUUGGAAGUUGUACUGUACGUGUCUUAUCCCAUAAGCUAUCAAGCUUAUUAAGUUGACACACUUCAUAUGUAUCCGUUAGGAGAGCGGCAACUUUUUGAUGCUAAUGGUAAAUAAUAUCACCAUUAUAAGUGUAGCCCUAUUUGUAUUCAUAGGUUGCCUUUCCUUGGUCUGCUUUCCAUCAUCGCGCAAACAAGCGCAUACAUGUUAAUGUCUUUUUGGGGCACCUACUCUUGGUUAAUUUUUAAGCUAGACAAUAUGACCAUUUCA
Nicotiana attenuata is the source of this 2051-nucleotide messenger RNA. Its product is annotated as protein NAR1. The record is from RefSeq and is a predicted model, not a curated record. Bases 113 to 1534 code for a protein of 473 amino acids. The transcript has 11 exons. Gene Ontology annotation, molecular function: 4 iron, 4 sulfur cluster binding. Gene Ontology annotation, cellular component: cytosol. Lineage: Eukaryota; Viridiplantae; Streptophyta; Magnoliopsida; Solanales; Solanaceae.